Messenger RNA from Melanaphis sacchari, 1413 nucleotides. RefSeq names its product phospholipase A1 1-like. Gene Ontology annotation, molecular function: lipase activity. Bases 350 to 1348 code for a protein of 332 amino acids. NCBI's taxonomy places the organism in Eukaryota, Metazoa, Arthropoda, Insecta, Hemiptera, Aphididae. The transcript is spliced from 8 exons. The record is from RefSeq and is a predicted model, not a curated record.
UAAACGCGUCUUACUCGAAUAUAAUACUAUUAUAACAAUUCUGCAUCGCGCAAAGGACCGACAGCUGUGAUAUCCAUAAUAUUCAGUUACGCACUGCAUCGUCGAGGUGUAUACGCAUUGCACUUGUCGCGGAAGAUUAACUUUUGAUAUUUCAACGCAGUUUUAUGGGUCGAGUAGGCACCCAUUUAAUAAUAUACAUAAACGAACAAGAGAUGUAUAAAAGUUUAUAUCGCGUCCGUUUUUUACUUGUCAUGAUUUUAAGUGAUACUACAGUUAUUAUAACCAAUCAUUUAUACGGUUUACAAAAAAAGUAUAUUUAUUGAAAAUAAUAAAAGGCCGAGUGGGAACUAUGAUGAAGAAGUCCAUGGUAAUUGAAGUUGUGAUUUCAAUAUUGAUGUGUUCAGUCAUUAAUAACGUUUCAGGCAUAUUUUUUGGUUCUAAUGAUCUAACUUAUUGGAGGUGCAAAUUCAAACAAACGUUUCAGUGUCCAGAUCCCGACGUGACGUUUUAUUUGUACUCAAGUAAUCUCAGAAGAAGAAUUAAAAUCGAUAUGAGAAACAAGUGGCCGUUGUACAAUAGUGGUUGGAACCCCAAGAAAAAGAACGUUAUCGUCAUACACGGAUUUAAUGGAUCGGAAAAUGAUAAGCUCAUGGUCAUACUAAGAAACGCCUACUUGAUGCGUGGAGACUUUAACGUGUUCAUGGUGGACUGGAGUCCGUUGACCAUCUACCCUUGUUACUUGUCGUCACUGAAAAACACGCGAUUAGUGAGUCAGUGCACCGCUCAACUGUACGCCCAUCUCACUUAUUCUGGCGCUUCCGUUUAUCACAUACAUUGCGUUGGUCACAGUCUUGGGGCUCAUAUAUGCGGCAUGAUUAGCAAUCACUUGACAGAGAGACAGCACAAGAUCAUCGGUUUAGAUCCAGCCAAACCUCUUGUAGAUUUGUUUACGAUGGACGAAUUUCGAUUGACGAAGGAUGAUGCUAAUUUCGUAGAGGUUAUACACACAAACUCUGGAGUUUACGGAGAAUAUCCUCAGAUAGGGCACGUCGAUUUUAGCGUCAACGGAGGUCGAAUGCAACCGGUUUGCUCUAGACAAUCAAAUAUCAUACGACAAUCGCGGUGCAGUCAUUUCAAGAGCGUAUGUUAUUUUGCGUUGUCACUUUCGAAAAGGCGUAACAUGUUUUUGGGCGUACAAUGCACAGAGACCUGCGACUCGGUGGUGCUCCCGACAUUUUCGAACAGAAUCGAUGUCAUACCUAUGGGCAUACAAACGCCAGAAUGGGUAAGAGGGACAUUUUACGUUGCAUACGAUGAUUCAGAUAAUUUUUGCCAAUUCGAUGGAUAGAACGAACUUAUUUGUAAACGAAAAAUUCAUAAGCAAAAAUUUACAAAAAAAAUUAUACAGAUAGA